AAUAAAUAAAAUUUUUAUAACCUCAAAAAUGAGUGAAGCUGCUAGUGAUGCAUAUGAUUACCUUUUUAAGAUCGUAAUGAUCGGUGAUUCCGGAGUAGGAAAAUCUAAUUUACUCUCGCGUUUUACCAAAAACGAAUUUAACUUGGAAUCCAAAUCAACUAUAGGGGUCGAAUUUGCCACUCGCACUAUUGAGGUUGAAGGCAAAGUCAUUAAAGCUCAAAUUUGGGACACUGCGGGGCAAGAGAGAUAUCGAGCGAUUACUAGUGCUUACUAUCGAGGCGCCGUUGGAGCCCUUCUUGUUUAUGAUAUCGCAAAAAGAGAAACUUUUGAAAAUAUAAGAAAGUGGCUUAAAGAACUGAAAAGCCACGCUGAGGAAAACAUUGUAGUGACGAUCGUGGGAAACAAGUCAGACCUGAGGCACUUGCGAGCUGUUACCACCGAUGAGGCCCACGAAUUUGCAGAAAAAGAAUCCCUCUCUUUUAUAGAAACUUCUGCUUUGGAUUCUUCUAAUGUUGAAACAGCUUUUAUAAAUAACUUGACGGAAACGUGCCGAAUGGUGACACAGAAGGCGCUUACCUCUAAAAGUAUUGACGAAGGUCCCUUGCAGACGGCCCCCGUUUUUGUUUCUUCUUCUUCCCAGGGAAACAAAAGCAGUUGUUGUUAGAAUAAAAGUCAAUGUGUUGUUA
This is a messenger RNA of Zophobas morio, 686 nucleotides long. Its product is annotated as ras-related protein Rab-11B-like. Gene Ontology annotation, cellular component: recycling endosome; Golgi apparatus. Gene Ontology annotation, molecular function: GTPase activity; GTP binding. The transcript is spliced from 7 exons. The coding region runs from base 29 to 664 and encodes 211 amino acids. The record is from RefSeq and is a predicted model, not a curated record. Gene Ontology annotation, biological process: exocytosis. NCBI's taxonomy places the organism in Eukaryota, Metazoa, Arthropoda, Insecta, Coleoptera, Tenebrionidae.